AUGGCCCAUUCGUCUUUGUCGGAGUCCCCGCGAUCUGGAUCCGAUGGUGAUGCUGAGCCAUCCGAUACUUGUACGCAUGUACUUCCUGGACCAUAUAGGUGGGAGGUACUGCGUAAGAGGACACAGCGCACUCACAUUUCACAGCUUGUGUGGAACGAGGAUAAGGUAAUGGGGUUAAAGACAAGGCGCGAGAAACUACAGGGUGGACCUCGUGCUGACGAUAUACCAGACAUCGUCGCUGACUAUCUGACACAGGGUGGUUUCAUACACGUGGCAUGUAUGAGUUAUAUUCAGAUCGAUACCACUCUGAUCAGUGCUUUGGUUGAGCGGUGGAGAUCAGAGACACACACGUUUCGUAUGACACAGGGAGAGAUGACAAUCAUAUUACAGGACGUGGCUGGUAUACUUGGUUUGCCUACUGACGGGCAGGCAGUUACUGGACCUACAACGAUAUAUCCUGAUUGGGGCCCAGUUGCAGAAGAUCCUGAUGAGGUGAGGCGUUACACCUGGGCACACAUUUUGCGACUAUUAGGCUCAUGGCUACUGUCUGACAGAUUGGGUGGAAGAAAAAUUGCAUGUCGUUACAUUCCACUUCUGGGAGGGGACUUUCAGGACAUUGGCAGAUACAGUUGA
Messenger RNA from Gastrolobium bilobum, 633 nucleotides. Its product is annotated as protein MAIN-LIKE 2-like. Gene Ontology annotation, biological process: meristem development; meristem maintenance. NCBI's taxonomy places the organism in Eukaryota, Viridiplantae, Streptophyta, Magnoliopsida, Fabales, Fabaceae. The record is from RefSeq and is a predicted model, not a curated record. The transcript has 3 exons. The coding region runs from base 1 to 633 and encodes 210 amino acids.